Molecule: messenger RNA, 853 nt
Organism: Rosa rugosa (rugosa rose)
Lineage: Eukaryota; Viridiplantae; Streptophyta; Magnoliopsida; Rosales; Rosaceae
Product: NDR1/HIN1-like protein 10
Exons: 1
Coding region: 221-853 (210 amino acids)
Biological process (GO): defense response to other organism
Source: RefSeq, a predicted model, not a curated record
AAACCUGAGAAAGCCACAUGCAGUUCGAAGCAAAAGUGAGCUGUUGGGAGCUACCAGUAAGCAGUUACUUGCUGAGCACCUCCUUCCGGCCUAUUUGACUUUGAAGUAGCAGGCACAUGCCGUACAGCCAUUUUGAUCACUAUAAUCAUGAUCAUCAAAUCAUUACACCUAUAUUUAUGCAUAUACGUUAUCACAUUAGAUUCCUCAAUUGUUCCACACCAUGUUUGGAAGGCGCUCUAGCUGUUUUUGCUGCUUCUGUAGCAUAUACUACAUUCUCAUCAUCUGCUUCUCCUUGUCCUUCCUCAUAUUCUGGCUCAUCUUUCUUCCCCAAGAGCCUAAAUUCACAAUCACAGAUGCCUCUCUGACCCAAUUCAAUUUUAACAAGACCAACAACACUCUCAACUACAACCUCGCCAUCAACAUCACAAUCAGAAAUCCCAACAAAAGGGUGGGCAUCUACUACCGCCGCAUCCAAGUCAUUGCCAACUACCGAAAGAAGAGAUUUUGUCUUGUGACUUUGACUUCCUCACCAUUUUACCGAGGCCACAAGAACACUACAGAUGUGCACGAUGUGCACAUUGAAGGAUCACAGUUGAUGAAGUUUGGGAAUGCCGACAUUUCCCAGUUCAACAAGGAGACUACUGCCAGAGUUUACAGUAUUGACUUGCAGCUUGCUCUUCGGAUAAAAGCCAGGUUUGGCAAGUUGAAGACACGCAAUUACAAGCCUUAUCGCAAGAUCGAUUGCAAACUUAAGGUUCCAUUGAGUCUCAAUGGAACAUAUGCAAAUGGCUUCAAGGCUAACAAGUGUAGCAACGUUUAUUUCUUUCACAAUCCUGAUAUUGAUGAAGAUUAA